AUGAUUGGAAUCAACUUACGCCACAGAGAUCCCCCGGGAUUUCACAUUAGAGACGCCACUCUCGACGAUGUCGAGGCUCUGACACAGCUCUGGUACGACUCUUUCCACAGAUCCCACAAGUUCCUUCAUUAUGCCACUCCGGACGACGCGGAGACCCGUGAGUGGCUCAAUGAAGUCUGGACCAUGGGCAUCCAAGCAGGCCCUGAAGUCCUCAGGACAUUCGUCGUGGAAGACUUGAACGAGGGCGGAAGACUGGCAGCAUUCUGCCGCAUCCACGUUCCUCAACUGGAUGGAAAUCAAGACAUUCCAAUGCCGGAACUGCCGGCCGGACAUGACCUGGAGAUCGCUGACGCUCUCUGGGGAGGAAUGGCUAGAAACAGGGCUGCAAUAAUGGGCAAGCAGCUACACUGGAUGGGCGAGUUUCUCGGCGUCGACGCACCCUACCAAAAACGAGGCCUCGCUACUCCCUUGUUAGACUGGAUCUGCCAACAAGCCGAUGCCACCGGACUCGAGAUCUACAUCGACGCGACGGCGGUCGGAAUCCCUAUAUAUGAAAAGCACUACGGGUUUAGGCCGGUAAAACGGCUCGAGAUGCCAAAACGCCCAGGCAAAUAUGACUCUUAUGCAGUGGUGGCCAUGGUACGACCGCCCCUGAGACCGGUAUUUCGCAGCCGGCUAUGA
Messenger RNA from Clonostachys rhizophaga, 681 nucleotides. Lineage: Eukaryota; Fungi; Ascomycota; Sordariomycetes; Hypocreales; Bionectriaceae. The record is from the annotation of a GenBank genome assembly.